AUGGUUGAUCUUAGCAAAUUAACAUAUUUUCCUAUUAUUUGGGAGAUAACUCGAAUUUGGAGGAUUAACACUUUUAAGUAGGAUUAAGUGAAUCUAUGAAUGUUCAGAUGUCAAAAUUUGAGAGAUGUGGCAGAGGCCACACACAAAAUUGAUACGAAGUCCAAUUCAACCCCAUUAGAAUGGACGAGAAGAGAAUGAGAUAAAAUAACUCAAGAUUUACAAAGUAGGAAACAAAUUGUAACAAAUUGAGUUUUAGGUGGUUAAAGUGAGAUUAAGUGACAAUUUCAAGGGCAUUUCAUGAAAAUAAGAAAAGAAAAGAAAAGAUUAACUCUCUCCGUCAAAGCGCGCACCUUUCUCCUCUGUCUCUCUCAAACUCAGUCUGAGCAGCCAUGGCGAAGCUUGCAGUCAUGGUGAAGACGAGAAAUUGAGGAAGCAGAUCACUAGCCUGGCGUCAAUUUCGGGUUGAGUAGUUCAUGCUUUUCGGAAACUGACGAGGUUUUAGAUGGGGGAUUCUGAGGUCAAUGUGAAGGCUCAGAAGACAGUUUUUGUAACUGUUGGAACUACUAGUUUUGAUGCUCUUGUUAGAGCGGUGGAUACACAUGAGGUUAAAGAAGAGUUGUCGAAAAGAGGGUAUACUCGGAUUCUAAUUCAAAUGGGGCGUGGAUCCUAUAUUCCAACAAAGGCUGAAGGAGGAGAUGAGCCCCUUGCUGUUGACUACUUCACUUUUUCUUCAAGCAUUGCAGACCACCUGAGAGCCGCAUCUCUUGUGAUCAGUCAUGCAGGGUCAGGGAGCAUAUUUGAGACAUUGAGGCUUGGUAAGCCCUUAAUUGUUGUGGUGAAUGAAGAUCUGAUGGAUAACCAUCAAAGUGAGUUGGCAGAAGAACUAGCAGACAGGAAGCAUUUGUACUAUGGUCGCCCGCAGACACUUCAUCACGUUGUAGCAGAUAUGAAUUUGGAUUCCCUCGUUCCUUACCAUCCAGGUGAUGCGACACCAGUUGCCAAGCUUAUCAACAGGUUCCUUGGUUUUGCAGAUGAAUGACAGAAUUGUAAAAUGUUACGACUUUUAUACUGAAUCUGUCGAUGAUAUAGUCUUUUGCAUAUUAUCGAUCGAGAAGCAUGUUCGGUUGGCUAGGAUCUCAAAUACUUUUGGGUAUCAGUUUGGGAAGACUUAAUUUCAUUUGCGUAGUUGAGACUCUUUAA
Pyrus x bretschneideri (Chinese white pear) is the source of this 1200-nucleotide messenger RNA. Its product is annotated as UDP-N-acetylglucosamine transferase subunit ALG13 homolog. Gene Ontology annotation, biological process: dolichol-linked oligosaccharide biosynthetic process. The transcript is spliced from 4 exons. Lineage: Eukaryota; Viridiplantae; Streptophyta; Magnoliopsida; Rosales; Rosaceae. Gene Ontology annotation, cellular component: UDP-N-acetylglucosamine transferase complex; extrinsic component of endoplasmic reticulum membrane. The record is from RefSeq and is a predicted model, not a curated record. Bases 503 to 1039 code for a protein of 178 amino acids. Gene Ontology annotation, molecular function: hexosyltransferase activity.